UGUUUUUGGUUGGUUUUAUUGAGACUUAGAAAAAAGCCCAUGAAAGCUUGAGGUUAAAAGAUACUGCCUGUAAAAUAAUGGAAGAAAAUCCCAAAUCUUCAACUAAUAAUAAUCCUCACUUUUACAAGAUGAUUAUGGAACACACUCUCAAACAGAAUAAGCUCUGGAUUCCUGAUCGUUUUGUGAGGAAGUGUGGAGAAACAUUAAAAGAAUCUGUGUUUGUUAAAGUGUCAUGUGGUUCUAAAUGGAAAAUGAAAUUAAAGUAUUAUGACCAAAAGUUUUGGUUAGAAGAGGGUUGGGCAGAUUUUGCCAAUUAUUAUAACAUAAAAAGAGGUUACAUGCUAAUGUUUAGAUACGAUGGGAAUUCAGAAUUCUAUGUUGUUAUAUUGGAUAUAACUACUGUAGAGAUAGAUUAUCCCUCUGCUCCUUCUCCUGCUCCUCUCCAUUUUGAUGCUAAGAGACUCCUAACACCCAAGAAAGAAGUCAUGGAUGGCGAUUUUGAUGACUCUAAGAAACUCCUAACACCCAAGAAAGAAGUUAUGGAUGGCGAUUUUGUCGAAAAUUUCGAUGAGUUUUCGCCCUGUAACGAGACAAAGAUGGUACUUGCAUUGCCAAUGCCAUGUUCUCAGCCUAUUCCCAUGAUAAUGCAAACCAGUCAUAAUGAUCAGUUUCAAUUAGCCAUCGUUCCUCAACCUGAUGAGUAUAUAGGUCAGAAUCCAAUAAGGAGCCAAAAGAUCCCACAAAAUUCUCAAUCAAGAAUGAGAGAGCAAAUUGAGAAUAGUCCUAGAAGAGGAAAGACAUCAAGGAUUCCAGAACAUGUUAAGCAAUUAAAAGGAGAUGAAAAAUUGGCAGCUCUUCAAAUGGCUAGUGGGUUUAGAUCAACUCGUCCAUUUUUCAAAGUUCUCAUGCAGCCAUCUUUGGUCUAUGAUAAUCGAUUGUCAUUUCCAUCCACUUUUGCAAAGAAAUAUAUCCCAAGUACCUCUUGUGAUGUGAGCCUCAAAGUUUUGGAGGGGAGAAGUUGGUGUGUGAAGUACAAAUUUGAAAACUACGGUGGAAGAGCAGCAGCCAGAUUAAGGACUGGUUGGAAUAAAUUUGCAAAGGACAAUAAUUUGGAAGUUGGUGAUGUUUGUGUGUUUGUUCUUCUUGAGGUUAUAAAUGUUGUAUUUGAAGUGGUAAUUUUUCGGCUCAAUGGUGACUCAAAAAUCCCCAUUUCUUACAUGUGAACAGCAUUAGCAUGCUUAUGUUUAAGACUUAUUUAGAUUUCUAUAGUUUAAGAGCACUCUUAUUAUUAGAUGUUUCAUAAUAGAGAAUUCUUCAAAUAUUUGAAGAAAGAACAAGUUAACAUCCUUCAUUAGAUGAUUAGAUGAUGUAAAUAGGUUCUUCAUUUUGAAAAAUCUCUAAAAUUUAUUUUUCCGUCUCUCCAUCUAGAAUGGA
This is a messenger RNA of Humulus lupulus (European hop), 1434 nucleotides long. RefSeq names its product B3 domain-containing transcription factor VRN1-like. Gene Ontology annotation, molecular function: DNA binding. Lineage: Eukaryota; Viridiplantae; Streptophyta; Magnoliopsida; Rosales; Cannabaceae. The record is from RefSeq and is a predicted model, not a curated record. The transcript is spliced from 4 exons. Bases 78 to 1223 code for a protein of 381 amino acids.